ACUUCCGGUAUAAAAUCGCGAAAUUACUCUGCGAAUCACUUACUUACCAUCGAGUCCCCAAACGAGAAUAUCUGUUUAUGGUAAACUUUUAAGGAGAAUCAUGCAUUUCUCCACGGCCAAGUUAUUGAUGAUAUUGGCGUCGUUUGCCGGAACUCAUAUUCGAGCCGAGGAAGGGUCGCUCCGAAGCGCCCUAAACGCGAUCAGCAAGCGCCAGCAAGAUUUGGGCGAUUAUCCCAAGUAUUCCGACGACUUUUACAAUGACCCCGAGCGAUAUUUGGCUGAAAAUGGUAACGAUCUCGCAUUUCUCAACUCUCCAGAUAAAAACAAUCAAGAUUACAAAGAUUCUAUUUACGAGUACUCUGCUGAUGAUGGUGACAAUAAAAUAAUAUCAUCGGCUUUUCGGGAACGCAUCGAGGAAGAUAAAUCGCGACAAAAAGAAAAAUUUGAAAAUUUAGCUUCCGGCGAUUUGAACGAGAUUAAUAGCUCCGACGAUAACGCCGAUUACUUAGAGUUUUUACACGAAUUAUGGGAGAAAUACGGUAGGAAUUACCCGGAAAUUUUAAAUUAUUACAUGGGAAUCCACGCGAAUAAGGGUGAUAUCAAAAAACGGAGCCAUCCACAUCAUUAUACAGGUUUAGGUUUAGAUUCUGUCGGAAUGAAAAAGCGCAGUUACAAACCCAACGAAGCCGCCGAUUACUUAUACUUAAUUAACUAUCCCAAUAAAGACGACUACUCAAUAUCCAAACGUUUUCCGGUAACAAAACGAAGCAGCAGCAAUUAUUACCCAAUCCCUUACACCAACGAGUUUAACAAACCGGUGAAAAGAUCACCAAAAAAAGAGGUAACCCCAACAAAAACCGAUCCCAAAGUCGCGCAAGAUCUAAGCAACAUUUUUAACCCGGAACAUAAACAUCACCCCACUGAAAAGCCGGUCACCAAGCCAAAACGGACCGAGCACGUCUCCGAAAACGAAACAACUAAAAAAUCUCAGGUUACAACUUCCUCAACAACAACCACAUCCACAACAUCAACAACAAAACGCCCUGAUAGCGACGCGGAAAAAGGGGAUGGAAAGCCGAUUCAACUAAAAAAGAAAUCCAUCGAUUGGUCCGACUAUUUUGGAAUAGACCGCAAAAAGAAAUCAGACAACUUAGAUAACGAGUGGUUAAUGGAACGUUAUCAUAAAGCCGUAGCAAUGGCCUCUAAAAGAGAUAAACAAGACACAAACCAGAAAACGACCGAAGAAAAAAUUAAUGAAAUGGACACUAAAUUAAAAAACAUUGAAUACGCAAUCGUUGAUGACGCGCUUAAAUUUACGGGCGCUCACGAAGGAGCCGUCGAUUCAAAAGAAAUUCAAGAAGUUAAAGACCGCGUUAUAUCCCAAUUGGCAACCGCUUACAGUUUGGAAAAAAUGCGCAGGGCUUUGGGCGAAUACAGAAAGAGCGUUUUAAAAGAACGAAGCCGAAUGAAUAAUCGCGAAAAAAAUGAUAAAAUCGACGAGAAACGUUUAUCCGUACCCAGAAAAUCAGCCGAAAUGGAAAAGGAAAUGGACGAAGAAGAAUUUGACAAUAAUAUUAAAUGUACCGAUGAAAAUUGUUCUAAAGAUAAAUAUGGAGAAAUGCGCGAUGGAAACACUUUGGAGUAUUGCCCCAAAGUACAACGUGUUUGUAGCGAGGUUGCUACCGUUUUGGGUCAUUAUGGAAAAAUUUUUGAACCAGCUUGUGCUAUGCAUCAAAUGUGUUUACUUUGUGCUGAUAAUAGUUGGUUUAGUCCAACCCGUCAAUGCAACAUGCUUUUCUUAAAUAAAACCGAUUAUUUAUGCAAUGAUGAUAUGGAAUGUCGCGAAAUGGCACGUCACUCAGUUCGAUAUUUAUUAGAUGUGAAUCAUUUGUUGAGGUCAGAACCGCCGGAUACUUGCGAACUGGUCUGUUAAGCUACCAUAAAAGUUCAAGAUGACUACAUAAACAAAAAAAAUUAAAUAAAAUAAAAUGAGGGAGCCCGAAAUAUCGCGGCUCCCGUCGGUGUACUAAUGAUGUUUUCAAAACGUAUACAAUGUAGGUGUUGCUUAGCGAUCUUAUGUUCUUUCUCGAUGUGUCAUCCUUUAUGUGUCUAAGACACCAUAAAAAACUAAAAAAAAAUUGAAACAAAAUAAAUAAAUAAAUCGAAUAUGAACAAGGAUUGUUAGUGGAGAAAAAAACAAAAAAGACGAUUUUAAAUAAAUUGUUUUAUUCAUUAUUUAUUAAUUGGGUGAUCAUUAAGCUGUUUAUUGAGAUAUAUUUUAUGUUUGCGUUAAUGGUAAUUAUUUUACAGGUGAAAGUUUUUCUAUUGAAAAUAAAAGAAUUUAUAUUGUUUAUAUUUUCCGAAGGGACUUGUAAAAAAAAAU
Onthophagus taurus is the source of this 2383-nucleotide messenger RNA. RefSeq lists its product as uncharacterized. The record is from RefSeq and is a predicted model, not a curated record. NCBI's taxonomy places the organism in Eukaryota, Metazoa, Arthropoda, Insecta, Coleoptera, Scarabaeidae.